AUGGCCGAUUUGAAACCAAAGAAACCUACGAAGCGGAAGAGUGAUGACGAUAUAAGCAAAAGAAAUAAGGCGGCGAGGCUGACGCCACAAGUUCGUUGCAGUGAGACAGAGCUUAAUAGCCAAAACGACGUUUCUGCCAGCCUUUCUCACGCAACACCUGCGAUGGAAUUCGACAACGAAGCUAUCACUUUGAAGUUUGAAAAGGCAGACUGCGAAAUGAGAAUAGAAGACUGCGAAAUGAGAAUAGAAGUUCAAAAGGCGACAUCCACCACUGACUCUAAAACUCGAAAUGACACUCUUAACGAUGGAGAUACGAUCAGUGUUGACAGCCAGGACCUGGGAGUGGAUGCCUCGAUUAUAACUGAGCUGCUAAGACAAUUGGAAGUACGGCCUCGGAUUAUUAUUGCCCCUGAACAAAUAUCUGCAGUUCCGAGUAAAUUUUACUCUGUACAAAGUCUUGCUAUUCUGCAUAAGUUAUGGGAUGCAGGGCUAUGCGCGGGAACAGAAGAUAAGGAUAUGGAUGUGCAAUAUGCCCUUGAAAAUGUCCAUGAUAUGAUUUCCCCUGAACAUCACGAACUGCUCUGCCAUAGCGCAUGGCAGUUUGAAGCCCCUGGAAUGAGACUGCUAUCACCCCAGUGGGUGAGAUUUUGCAGAUUUGCAUUUAGGCGUGGGGAAGACUGUGAGGAGGAAGACUGUGAGGAAGACUGUGAGGAAGACUGUGAGGAAGACUGCGAGGAACACUGUGAGGAAUGCUAUGAGGAACGCCGUGUCUUUAAAGCCUUGGCGACAUCAACAUCGAAUGGCGAGAAAACCGCAGGAGAGAUCGCUGCUGAUUGGCGAGAUAUGUUUUUUGCGAUUAGUAGCUCUCUCAAGUCCCGACUACAGCAGAGGAAUUUCGAUUUAUGCCCUUGUAAUAUUUCGCAUCCUCACUCUGCAACUGCUCUCCAGAAAAGCCUUCAAUUCCUCCAAAACGCAGAGAACAACACCAAAGAAAGGAUAAAACAGGCGGUCUCUGCUUGUACAAAUUUGGCAUUUUUUGAUUCUGUAAUUGCGGGGGGUAGCGAAACCUCAAAACAUACAGAUAACAGCCCUUACAAAGCUAUCCGCACUGCUAUAGAAAAUUGCAAGGGUGAUAAAGGGCUUUCUGAUGAAACAAAAUACGAUUUAAGCAACGUCGUUGCGUACUUAGACGCAGCUGAAGCUAGCAACUAUGAUCUGACAACUGCGCAAAAAUUAAAUGAGACCCAGAGCGCAACCGCCAGUUCUAUGCCGACUAUGACAGCGAUCAAAGCGCCUCAGAACGACAAAGACGCAGUUGUCAUGUGGAAGCAUGUUGCCAAAUCUUUGUCAACUAUGCAAUCGGUCAAACUGCCCAACGGCAACAGCGAUGCUGACAUCUUGAACCUUGCUGUUAGCUAUAUGUCGAAAAUACAACCAGAUCACCCGAGCGAGAGAGCUUUGCCUGGAAAUGAUUAUAUAACCUUUCGAAAUGAAAAGUACGAACUUGGGAUUAACCUUUAUUUGUUCUAA
Messenger RNA from Pseudogymnoascus destructans, 1530 nucleotides. RefSeq lists its product as uncharacterized. Bases 1 to 1530 code for a protein of 509 amino acids. The transcript is spliced from 5 exons. Lineage: Eukaryota; Fungi; Ascomycota; Leotiomycetes; Thelebolales; Thelebolaceae. The record is from RefSeq and is a predicted model, not a curated record.